AUGGCUUCAGUUCGUGGCCCGACUCCCCAAAAUGUUGUCGUAGUCGGCAGUGGUGUCAUCGGCCUCACUGCCGCCCUCAUCCUCGCUCGGCGCGGGUAUGCUGUCGAAGUCGUGGCGAGAAACCUCCCGGGCGACAACCUCGAUCAGGACUGGGCGAGCCCGUGGGCCGGCGCAAACUGGUGUCCCUUUGGUACUGAUCCCCGCGUGUGCAGAUGGGAGGCUGAGACUCUCGAGGUGCUGCGCGGCCUCAUCCCGACCGGUCUGGCGAUGCCCCUCCCCAUUACCCGUUUCGCAUCCACCCAAGCCGGCCUCCACAACCACUGCGUGGGCGUGACGUUUACUUCAGUGUCGGUCAACUCGCCCCACUACCUCGAGUGGCUCGGCGCACAGUGUACCGCCCUAGGUGUUGUGCUGCGCCGCGCAACGCUUCAGUCUCUCGCCGAGGCGGUCCGGCCCAACACGGCGGCCGUGGUUAACGCCACGGGGCUGGGGGCUGGCCAACUCGCAGACGUCAAGGAUGACCUCGUCGAGCCUAUUCGCGGGCAGAUCGUGGUUGUACGUGCGCCCGUUAAGCGCUGCGUCAUGGAUGCUACCAUGAACCAUCCGACGCGGAGCACUUAUAUUAUUCCGCGGCCGAAUUCGGGCAACCAGGUUAUUUGCGGAGGGUGUUACGAGGUCAGCAGCACUGUGCGCGAGCCCGACCCGGACAUGACCCGCUCGAUCCUCGAGCACUGCCUGGCUCGUAUUCCCGAGCUCAGCAAGGACGGCACCGUUGAAGGGAUCGAGAUUGUUCGUGAGUGUGUCGGUUUCCGCCCCAGCCGCCGUGGCGGGCCGCGCCUCGAGCGCGAGGACAAGCGCUUCGGCUCCCGCCGCGUGCCUGUCGUGCAUGCGUACGGGAUUGGGCCAGCGGGAUACCAGGCGAGCUGGGGAAUGGCGGCGGAGGCUGUCAAGCUCGUCGGCGACGCACUUGUUGAGGGGCUCAAGGUCGAGGCGCCGCGGGCUCGCCUUUAA
This is a messenger RNA of Cutaneotrichosporon cavernicola, 1011 nucleotides long. RefSeq lists its product as uncharacterized. NCBI's taxonomy places the organism in Eukaryota, Fungi, Basidiomycota, Tremellomycetes, Trichosporonales, Trichosporonaceae. Bases 1 to 1011 code for a protein of 336 amino acids. The transcript is spliced from 5 exons. The record is from RefSeq and is a predicted model, not a curated record. Gene Ontology annotation, biological process: D-amino acid catabolic process. Gene Ontology annotation, cellular component: cytoplasm. Gene Ontology annotation, molecular function: FAD binding; D-amino-acid oxidase activity.